This is a messenger RNA of Mus pahari (shrew mouse), 2395 nucleotides long. It is a transcript of the gene Dnaja4, whose product is annotated as DnaJ heat shock protein family (Hsp40) member A4. Gene Ontology annotation, molecular function: ATP binding; Hsp70 protein binding. The record is from RefSeq and is a predicted model, not a curated record. Gene Ontology annotation, biological process: protein refolding; response to heat. The transcript has 8 exons. NCBI's taxonomy places the organism in Eukaryota, Metazoa, Chordata, Mammalia, Rodentia, Muridae. Bases 1 to 1668 code for a protein of 555 amino acids. Gene Ontology annotation, cellular component: cytoplasm; cytosol.
AUGCCUAGGGGGAACCAGCCACCGCAGGACCUCAACACCACCACAGAAGGCAGCCAUCCACUCCAACACCCCCCAAAAUGCAACAAUCCAAGGCAGACCCCAGAGCACACCCCCGCAGUGACCGAACAGAAGGGGGCCACACCCCGAGGCAGAGGCCGGGUGGGGUCCGCGCGUCGCCUGACCUCCCAGUCCAAGCUCUCCUCCGCCCAGGGUUCGCGCACACGAGGGCCUCCUGCAGGCCAGCGGAUCCCAGAGCGACCCAACCCCGCGGACCCACGCAAGGGCAAGGGGCCGGCCUCGGGGCGGCGUGACAAUCGGCAACGAACGACUUCCAUCACGAAGCCCGAAACGUCCACGCCGAAGCCCCCCACCCCCGAGCACCCCAACAUGGCCCGUGGCGGCAGUCAGAGCUGGAGCUCUGGGGAGUCGGACGGCCAGCCAGAGGAGCAGACUUCAGAGGAGAACGGAGACAAGAUGGUGAAGGAGACCCAGUACUAUGACAUCCUGGGGGUGAAGCCCAGCGCGUCCCCGGAGGAGAUCAAGAAGGCCUAUCGGAAGCUGGCGCUUAAGUACCACCCGGACAAGAACCCGGAUGAGGGCGAGAAGUUUAAACUUAUAUCCCAGGCAUAUGAAGUACUUUCAGAUCCAAAGAAAAGAGACAUCUAUGACCAAGGUGGAGAACAGGCAAUUAAAGAAGGGGGGUCAGGUAGCCCCAGCUUCUCUUCACCCAUGGAUAUCUUUGACAUGUUCUUUGGUGGUGGAGGACGGAUGACUAGAGAGAGAAGAGGCAAGAAUGUUGUCCACCAGCUGUCAGUAACUCUGGAAGACUUAUAUAAUGGAAUCACUAAGAAACUGGCCCUCCAGAAAAAUGUAAUUUGUGAGAAAUGUGAAGGCAUCGGUGGGAAGAAGGGGUCUGUGGAGAAGUGUCCCCUGUGCAAGGGGCGGGGGAUGCAGGUCCACAUCCAGCAGAUCGGGCCGGGCAUGGUGCAGCAGAUCCAGACUGUGUGCAUCGAGUGCAAGGGCCAGGGCGAGCGCAUCAACCCCAAGGACCGCUGUGAGAACUGCAACGGUGCCAAGGUGACCCGAGAGAAGAAGAUUAUCGAGGUGCACGUGGAGAAAGGUAUGAAGGAUGGGCAAAAGAUACUGUUUCAUGGAGAAGGAGAUCAGGAGCCUGAGCUGGACCCUGGCGAUGUGAUAAUUGUGCUUGAUCAGAAGGAUCAUAGUGUCUUUCAGAGACGAGGCCAGGAUCUGAUCAUGAAAAUGAAAAUUCAGCUCUCUGAAGCUCUUUGUGGCUUCAAGAAGACAAUAAAAACGUUGGAUGAUCGAGUCCUUGUCAUUUCGUCUAAGUCAGGUGAGGUGAUAAAGCACGGGGACCUGAAGUGUAUCCGCAACGAGGGAAUGCCUAUCUACAAAGCCCCUCUGGAGAAGGGGAUGAUGAUCAUACAGUUUUUAGUCGUCUUCCCUGAAAAACAGUGGCUCUCUCAGGAGAAGCUUCCUCAGCUGGAGGCUCUGCUUCCGCCUCGGCAGAAGGUGAGGAUCACAGAUGACAUGGAUCAGGUGGAGUUGAAGGAGUUCAAUCCCAACGAGCAGAGCUGGCGCCAGCACAGGGAGGCCUAUGAGGAAGAUGACGAAGGGCCCCGCGCAGGCGUGCAGUGCCAGACAGCAUGAUGGUGCGGUGUGGCCUGGCCUGGUUGGACUCUAGUACAUGAUGAAUGUAAACUUGGCACAAUGAAAAUGGCAUCGCUUUAAUAGCCUCAUGUUUGGGGUGUCCCGUGUAUGUGUUCAGCAGUCCCCACUGCUGAGGAUCUCUUGGGUUUUAUUGUUUCUCUUCUAGUUGUAACUUAAGUUAUAGCUUGAUUUAUAUUUAAAUGUUUUAAGUUCAAUCCCCUCUAGUCUGCAUAUGGAAUCUUUCAUUUGUACUUUCAGGACUUAUUUUGGAGAUGCCAGUACCACAUUGACCUUUUGUGCUUCUUAGUGGCUUUGUUCAUUCCCACAGUAGGCCCAGAGGACCUCUCUUGGCCCCUAACAAAGGCCCAGAAGGUGGGUGUCUGGCCCAUCUCUAGUCUGUGGUUUUUCUCCCCUUCCUCCCUUGGCAGAGUCACCGAGGGUAUGAGCUCAGGUCUGCUAGUAACAUUUCUGAAUCUAGACUCUAGAACUCUUAGAUAGUAAAAGCCCACGUAUGGCUUGCAGGAGGCCCAGCAUGCCUGGUUCAUACCGAGUAGGCUGGACUCCAAAGCUGCAGAGACAGUCUGGGGCAUACUGUUCUUUCCCCUUGACUGGUUAGAAAGGGGGUUGUUUGAACAUCUCUUUUGGAAGUUUUCUGAACUUCCCAAGCCUUGUGAUGACAAGCCCAUUUUAAACGAUAAGCCAAUAAAGCCAUUUGCCUGUAACCCCA